AUGAGCAUUACCGGCAAGUGGACGAAGCUGGCCAUUCCGGCGCUGCAGCGCUCCUCGCAUUCGCUCUCGGUCAUCGGCCCCAAGGCGUACAUUUGGGGCGGAGAGCUCGAGCCCCGCCGUCCCGUCGACACUGACGUUCACGUCGUCGACCUCGAGAGCGGCAAGUACGAGCGCGUCGAGGCGCCUGGUGCGCCGAGUCCCCGUGUUGCUCAUGCUGCUGCCGCCGUCGACGGCAAGAUCUACGCGUUCGGUGGGCGCGGCGGACCUGAGAUGUCGCCCAUCGAUGAGUCUGGCCUCGUGUACGUGUACGAUCCGUCUGCGCGUUCUUGGACCUCUCUCAAGCCCUCGUCGUCCGAGUACCCCGAGCCGCGCUCUUACCACUCCGCAGCCGGCGCUCCGGGCACAUUCGUGAUCCACGGCGGAUGUGCAGCCUCGGGUCGUCUCCGCGAUACGUGGGCGUUCGAUGUUUCCUCCAAGUCCUGGCGCCGACUCGCCGACGCCCCCGGCCUCGGACGCGGCGGUACUGCCCUCGCGAUCCUGGGCGACAAGAUCUGGCGUUUCGGUGGAUUCGACGGAAAGACCGAGGCGGGCGGGGCUAUCGACUCUGUCCCUCUCAAUGGUGCUUCAGAGUGGAGCACGACUGUAUUCGGCGAGCAGACUGGACUGGGCCGCGACGCCGCCCCCGGCGGUAAGCUCGAGGGACAGGAGGAUGCUCCUGGCCCGCGCUCGGUCAGUGGCCUGCACAAGGUAGGCGACAAGCUCGUCCUGCUGUAUGGUGAGGGACGGCCGUCCCACACUGGCGGUCACGAUGCGGCCGGAUCGUUCUGGGACGAUGUCUGGGCCUACGACCCGAAGGGCGAGAAGUGGACCAAGGUCAGCAUUGGAAGUGAGAAGCCCGACGCGCGUGGAUGGUUUGCUAGCGACGCGGAAGCGGCCGGUCUCGCGCUCUCCGGAGGUCUGGACGACAGUAACGUUCGUCAGAGCGACACCUGGGUCCUCCGCUUGACUAGGCGUGUCUUCUGA
Molecule: messenger RNA, 1023 nt
Organism: Trichosporon asahii var. asahii CBS 2479
Lineage: Eukaryota; Fungi; Basidiomycota; Tremellomycetes; Trichosporonales; Trichosporonaceae
Product: Kelch repeat protein
Exons: 2
Coding region: 1-1023 (340 amino acids)
Molecular function (GO): protein binding
Source: RefSeq, a predicted model, not a curated record